AUGAGAGAGGCGUUUUUGUCCGAGAGGCCGAGAGAGCUCCGUCCGUGUGUCGUGCCUGCGAGGCCGAGACUCGAGCGCGCUGGCUCCAGGCUCACAACCUACUUGUGUCCGAUUCGAGCUCCACAUCUUCCAAGGCGCUCGCGCAGGAGCAGUUACGAUGCAACGGAUGAUUGUUGCUUGUUGCGCCCCGUGAUUCUUUUGCUUCUCUCUCCGCCGUGCAGGAGGCGCUUGUGGCGUCCGUGUCGCGAGCAACGCAAUCGGAGUUUGGGGAGACGGUGAAUCGCGCCGGGACGAGGCGGAGGGCGUGGAUGAGUGGAUUGGUUGGGUUGGGCCGGGGAGGGGCUGUGUGAUCGUUGAAGGGAUCAGUGGAUUCGACCCGAUUCUCACCAAGGGGCCAAAGAAAGGGUUUAGUUUAGGGCGAAGGAUGGUGGUGCUGGCGUUGGCAGGGUAGGUCGACUAACGGGCACCACGACUGUGAGGAGGGGAGGGCAGGGGAGGGGACGGAGGGACGGACGAGGACGAAGACGAGGGACAGGUGAAUGAAGAGGAUUCUGCUGCAGGCGAGGAUUGCGAGAGGAGGAGGAGGAGGAGGAGGAGGAGAAGCGUGUGAAAGCAGAAGCGUAACAUUCUGCAAGUAGCCAGCCGGUUGUAGCGUGUUCGCGACCGGUGCUGAAGAGGGGGACCGGUGUGGCCGGGAGGGGAAGAGCGGAGAGUGAAGGAGAAUUUCGCAGGAAAAUCGACUCGAGUUCAUAGGUCGCGAUCAAAUGAAACCUGCAGGUCGCGCUCGAAGCAUUGAACUUUUUGGGCGAUCAUAAUUUCCAUGAGCCGGUGCUAUGUUCUCAAGAACUUUGCCCAAGCCGUCUGCACUUGUGUGGUUGGUUAUGGCAGUAUUCUUCGGUGCGCUAGUCUUGAUGUCCGAUCUUGUGGUAUAAUCCGUGGUUGAUCUCUUCAUCCGUGUGCCAACAUGGAUUCUCCGUGGGGAGAAAACACUGCAUCGAGUAGCACGUUUCAACUGAAUGUGUCUAGUCUAGGAGCAAUCAAGCUUAAGGAUGCGGUCAAGGCCAAGCUUUCGGAGUUCAUGGGCAGCUACACCGAUGAUGUGCUGGCGGAGUACGUGGUUGUCUUAGUUGGACAUGGCAAGCGUCAGUCACAAGCCAUUGCAGACCUGGAAGCAUUUCUUGGCGAUCAGAGCGAGGCGUUUGUGUCCUGGCUGUGGGAACAUUUGUUUGCAAACCAGUCUUCAUACGUUGACGAACCAUCAUUGCCUGCCGCUAAAAUCACAUUAGCAGAGAACGGGACGACUUCUUUCGACAACAAGUUUGCUUCGAGAGACGAACAAGCUUCUUCACAGCGGGGAGAAUCGGGCAAAAUGUUGGCGUCCGUCAUUGAGACAAUCAGUACGUCUGCCAAUGAGAUGCCCGUCAGGGAUGGCAAGGAUUCAGAGCAAGCAGCUCUAUUGAAAGGUGGGAAUGAGCCUCAAGUGCUGAACGGUUCAUCUCGAAGGGCCAAGAAAGAUACUCAGGGUUACCAUAAUGAAGAUGAUGCACUUGAUGCACUUGAUGAUGACGAAGAGCAGAUUCGGGACCACACACGAGCCUCGGAUGUCAAACGAACGCGUUCUCCAGAGCCGUGGUCUCGGAGAGGGAGAGGGCGAGUUGAAGAGAGACAACUACACAAGAGAGACAGCUCACCUCCAAAUGUCAAAGCACCGCGGCGAUUGUUGGAAUCCGCAGUGAGAGAUGCAGUUGCCCCAGGGGGGGUGAUAAACACUGGCAGUUCUUCCAGGAGAACUGAGUCAGGAUACAAACGUUUGCGCUCUGUUGUCUCGGCAGAUGUCGAUACUGCAGAAUUACUAGCUGAAUCUAAUGGGCGGCAUCAGCAGAUGAAGCCUCGUCUGGAGCUCGCUAAGAAAGGCUCCAAGGUCUCUCCAGCUGUAGCUGUAGCUAUGAAAGCAGCUGCGGCGGCCGCUGAAGAUGUCAAUAACAAUGUUGGAAAGACCAGCAGAGGAAGGCUUACUGCAAGUGUCUGGGAAAGAUUGGGAAAUAGGAGUAGUGAAAAAUCUGGUGUGAGAGACGAAGAUACUCAGGAGCCAGUGAUGCUUGAUGUAGAUAAUACAGAAGCUGUGGAGGAUAGAUGGAUAGAUGCAAAACAUGGCGGCAGCGAGGAAACCCGCCUCGGCAAGAGGCCGAAGUGGAGGAAAAUGUCAGAGAGAUUGGGAAGAGGUCCAAUAGAUGCCGAGGAUGGAAACAAUUUUCCUUCUGAUUUGGCUCCUGCUGCGACUGGCGGGUAUUACAAAAAUAAAAAGAUCAUUGAGAAUCAUUGGCCUGCUUCGACAGCUUCAAGCCUUGGUUUCUUUGAAGAUAGAAGUGGAAGAGAGGACGAUCUUGAAGAUGCUGUAAACCACGAAGAUGGAAGGCCUUUUAGAUAUGGAUCCUCUAGAGGCGUCUCAGGACAUGGCCUCCGUAGCUGUGAAGAUGCUGGAAAUGUUCAUCUCAGACAGGGAUACAAUCAUGAGGACAAGGCAUUACACGUGUUACAGCAGAAGGGCAUGUCUGGUUCCUCAAAAAUUGUUAACCUGUCAGAAAAACUGUCAAAUAACCUUUCAGAUGUCAAUAUAGAUAAGGAACAAUCUGAUGAUGUAGAUACCGCUCCUGACUUGCGUCAGGAGCUUCUCUCGAAACUCUCAAAGAGUUUGUCUGCGAUAGAGAGAACAGCGCCUCCAAGCUCUGGUGUGGUAGACACCAAUGAUGUGACAGAAAUGAAGAAGAGGAUGCGGCAAGUGCAACUCGAGAUGACGAAAUUGCGUGCAAAGCAGGCGGAAGUAUCCAAAGAGGUCCAAAAGGUGGUCAGUGCUCCAGGCUCAGGUCUCAAAGUGGUGAGGUCACAAGAGGAGAUCAACGCCCAUUCUGUUUGUGUUUCCAACAUACAUUUUGCUGCAACCAAGGAAGCCAUCGCGGCCCACUUUAGUCCUUGUGGAGACAUUGUGCGUGUAACAGUGCUAAUGGAUACUGCCACGGGAAAGCCAAAAGGGUCGGCAUACGUGGAAUUUGCCCAAAAAGAAGGCGUGGAGAAAGCCAUGAAUAUGAAUGAUUCGUCUCUGCUUUCUAGAACUUUGAAGGUCAUGCGAAAGGAUGCUGCCGACGCACUCUCUCCCGCAACGGCUGUUCGCCCUGCCCAUGGUCCUCCUUUUGUAUCUGUGAGGGCUCCUCCUAUUGGAAAUUUCUUGAGAGGACCCCCUCCUAUAAUGAGGAGACCUCCCAGCCUGUCAAGACCUUUUUCUGGAAGUGCACAUUUGCAGUGGAAACGAGAAACGUCUGCGCCUAGUCCGGGAACAAAUGGGGCUCCAAACUUUGGGCAGAGUACUGGGUCAUCUGUCUCCACCCCUGGUCGGGUGGCACCUAUUAGGAGCCCCAAUUCUUCAGCGAUGGGGGACAGAUAUGGUCACGGUCCAAUUCGUAUGACCAGAUCCUUGUCCUAUGUACGCCCAGCUCCAUAUACACCUCGAGACACCCCUCCCGCAGUACAAGAACAGAAGGUCGCAAAUUAGAUAAUGUAAUUUUUAAAAGGGUUACUUUCUUGCUUUUGACUGACUCUUCAGAGCACUGUAUCUACUGAUGAUAUUUCUGGGCUUCAGCUACAUACAAUUUUGCCAGAUCAGCUCUCAACUUAUGUUCACAUAGUUUGGCACGGAUGUGGUGAGCGAAUCGGUCAGUGAAGCAUCAUUUGGUCAGCUUCUCACUCGCAGAUCGUACGAUUCAGUCGUUUGCUGAAGUUUGGCUCAUCACAACAUCCAUUCGUUCUUGGCCUUCAACGUUGUUCUCACUCUGUUGGUGUAUAUGCAAAGCUCAGCCCGAUGUGAAUGACACUAGCGGGUGGACCAUUCAAUAAACAUGAGGUUGCAGAGCAUUCUUCAAGCACUGGUGAAAAUUGUGUUGUCCAUACAAAUGUCGGCUUUUGUUUUUUUAUGUAAAGCUGUGAAGGUUUUUCAUUGACCUCUACUAGAACUGGCUGCAUAGAAUAAUCAUAUGAACC
Marchantia polymorpha subsp. ruderalis is the source of this 4032-nucleotide messenger RNA. The record is from the annotation of a GenBank genome assembly. Lineage: Eukaryota; Viridiplantae; Streptophyta; Marchantiopsida; Marchantiales; Marchantiaceae.